AGGGAACCAAACCUUACAAAUUUAAGCCGAUAAACUCAAGCCAAAAUCACAAAGAUGGGUGUAGGAGAAAAGGAUCGUCCUAAUAAGAAGAUUAAAUUCUCAAUUAGGCCUACAAUUAUAGAACCAGAAGACGACGAAGAAGAAGAAGAAAAUGGAGAUAAUGAUUCCGACUCUGAACUCCAAAUUUAUAAUAGUGACAAUAAAGGAGUAGAAUUAAUAAGAGAUUUUACAAAGUUAGAGCUCAAACCUGAUCACGAAAAUCGUCCGCUGUGGGUUUGCUCUGACGGUCGUGUUUUUCUGGAAACAUACUCUCCGCUUUACAAGCAAGCUUCUGAUUUCCUUAUCGCCAUUGCUGAACCUGUUUCCCGCCCUCAAUUAAUUCAUGAAUUUAACCUCACACCUCACUCUCUAUACGCUGCCGUUUCGGUCGGUCUUCACACUCAUACAAUUAUCUCUGUCUUCAACAAAUUAUCAAAAACGAAACUUCCCGAAGAAGUUGUUGAUUUUAUUCAAGCUUCCACGUCUAAUUACGGUAAAGUAAAAUUAGUACUCAAGCAAAAUCGUUACCUCAUCGAAUCCCCGUACAUAGAAGUGUUGGAAAAGUUGCUUAUGGAUGAUGUUAUAUCUCGAGCUAGAAUUACAAGUAGUGAUUUAGGGUUAUUGCCAGAGUUGAUGAGUGAAGAAAAAGAGACGCGAUUUUCGUUCGAAAUUGAUCCUGCACAAGUUGAAAGUGUAAAGCAACGUUGCUUACCAAAUGCGUUAAAUUAUCCAAUGUUGGAAGAGUAUGAUUUCAGGAAUGAUACUGUAAAUCCUGACUUGGAUAUGGAGUUGAAAGCUAACGCGCAGCCGCGGCCUUAUCAAGAGAAGAGUCUUAGUAAGAUGUUUGGGAAUGGUAGAGCUAGGUCUGGUAUUAUUGUGCUUCCGUGUGGCGCGGGCAAGUCAUUGGUUGGUGUUUCUGCAGCCACUAGAAUUAAGAAGAGUUGUCUUUGUUUAGCUACAAAUGCAGUGUCUGUUGAUCAAUGGGCUUAUCAAUUCCGGUUAUGGUCAACGAUUCGAGAUGAACAGAUAUGCCGUUUUACUAGUGACAGUAAAGAACAAUUUCGUGGGGAUAUUGCUGCUGGAGUAGUUGUGACAACUUAUAACAUGAUUGCUUUUGGAGGAAAACGUUCUGAAGAAUCUGAGAAACUAAUUGAAGAAAUAAGAAAGAGAGAAUGGGGAUUGCUUCUCUUAGAUGAAGUCCAUGUUGUUCCUGCUCAAAUGUUCAGGAAAGUCAUCGGCCUCACAAAAUCUCACUGCAAACUUGGACUUACUGCAACAUUAGUUAGGGAAGACGAACGGAUUACUGAUUUGAACUUCCUUAUUGGUCCCAAGUUGUACGAGGCGAAUUGGUCUGAUUUAGCAAAAGGAGGAUUUAUUGCUAAUGUGCAGUGUGCUGAGGUUUGGUGUCCGAUGAGUAAGGAAUUUUUUGCUGAGUAUUUGAAACAGGAAAAUCAAAGGAAGAGACAGGCAUUAUACGUAAUGAAUCCGAAUAAAUUCAGGGCUUGUGAGUUUCUCAUCAGGUUCCACGAGCAACAGCGUGCUGAUAAGAUUAUUGUGUUUUCUGAUAACCUGUUUGCACUAAUGGAGUACGCAAUGAAACUUCGGAAGCCUAUGAUCUACGGUGGUACCAGCCACGCGGAGAGGAUGAAAAUACUCGAGGCGUUUAGAACUAGUCCAGAAGUGAACACAGUUUUUCUUUCAAAAGUGGGGGAUAAUUCCAUAGACAUUCCGGAGGCAAAUGUGAUCAUUCAAAUUUCGUCACAUGCUGGUUCAAGGCGCCAAGAGGCACAACGACUAGGUCGUAUACUCAGGGCAAAAGGGCGCCCUCGAGGGAGAUCAGGGAUAGAGGAACACGAUGCCUUCUUUUACUCGCUCGUAUCAACUGAUACACAAGAAAUGUACUACUCAACAAAGAGACAGCAAUUCUUGAUUGAUCAAGGUUAUAGCUUUAAGGUGAUCACAAGUUUGCCUCCGCCGGAUUCAGGACCUGAGUUGAGUUAUUACCAUGUUGAGGAGCAGCUUGGGCUUCUUGGGAAGGUACUAAGUGCCGGCGAAGAUAUGGUUGGGUUGGAGGAAAUAGAAGAAGAAGAUACAGAUGGCAAAGCGCUUCGUAGAGCAAAUCGCAGUGUGGGAUCAAUGAGCACUUAUUCAGGAGCCAAAGGAAUGAUUUAUAUGGAAUAUAAUGGAGGCCAGAAGAAACCUGGAGGAUUUGUCCAGACAAAGAGCAAGCCCAAGGAUUUGUCCAAGAGACACUUCUUAUUCAAAAAACGCUAUGUUUGAAUAGGGAUUGUAUUGGUAAAAAUGCGUUAUGUAAGGUUUGUCUUAGAUAGUGUAAAGUAGUAGUUUGAUGUGGCAUCCAGCUGCUUGUCUAGAGCCUUUUGUGAAUAGUUUAGGUUCAUUUAGUAGGAAUGAAUGUAGUUUCUGCCACUUAACUUUUUUUGUUCUCUUCUUAAUUUGGGGUGGAAAGAUUUUUCCGAGGACUCGGAAUUGGAAUUCCGAACAACAAUAACUAAUGCUUCAAUGUACACAUAUUUUUUUAAUAAUAUAUAUACAAUACAUC
Nicotiana attenuata is the source of this 2599-nucleotide messenger RNA. RefSeq names its product DNA repair helicase XPB1-like. Gene Ontology annotation, molecular function: 3'-5' DNA helicase activity; hydrolase activity; DNA binding. The transcript has a single exon. Bases 55 to 2319 code for a protein of 754 amino acids. The record is from RefSeq and is a predicted model, not a curated record. Gene Ontology annotation, biological process: transcription initiation at RNA polymerase II promoter; nucleotide-excision repair. Lineage: Eukaryota; Viridiplantae; Streptophyta; Magnoliopsida; Solanales; Solanaceae. Gene Ontology annotation, cellular component: transcription preinitiation complex; transcription factor TFIIH holo complex; nucleotide-excision repair factor 3 complex.